Molecule: messenger RNA, 1828 nt
Organism: Siniperca chuatsi (mandarin fish)
Lineage: Eukaryota; Metazoa; Chordata; Actinopteri; Centrarchiformes; Sinipercidae
Product: keratin, type II cytoskeletal 2 epidermal-like
Exons: 4
Coding region: 119-1153 (344 amino acids)
Source: RefSeq, a predicted model, not a curated record
UCUCCCUGUCCUCUAUUAAGAAAAUGUCACUUCCCUCUUACUGUGGUCACUGCAGCAGCACCUUCCCCUCAACAGGAGAAGUCUUCAGAGCAUCUGUCGGACAUCUCUCGCCACCAAAAUGGCCGGCCUUUGCUGGGUGGCUGUGGUGCUGGCCUUCUUCCUGUCUGCUGGAAACAGUUUGGAUGCCGUGGACCAGAACUGGCUCACAAGUAUUAUAGAUGGCAUCAAGAAUGAGUACGCACUAGGUGACACCUUCAGUCUGGCUGUGAACGUCCCACAGAACCAAGACCCAAAUACUCUUCAGCAAGUCUUUCAGGAUGACCCAGCAGACAAAGUGAUUCAAACUGUUUCAGGGGGUCAAGUGUACCAGGGCACCAGGGUGGUGGCGGCAGCAGGGGCAGUGGCACGUGUUCUAGAAAACAUACAACCCCUCAUUAAGAGCAGUCAGGGUAAUUUCCUCGUCAUCUACUCCGAAGAAUCCCCAACAGCAAAUGAGGACGGUGUCGCUGGCAAGGUUAACGAUGUCAUUCAGAACUGGAGUGGUUAUGCGUUUGUGUUUUCUAAAGUAGUCAAUGUUCCUGACGCAGACGUGUCUCAACUGUCUGAAUCCUUUAAACAACUUGGGAUUUCGAAAUUUGGGCUUGACAACAUAUUCCGUUGUUAUAAACCCGGGGAUGAUCCUUUUCAGUGCACCAGCUGCUCCUCAGGUGGAGAUGUUGCACCCACAUGUGUUGCAGACAAUUCCCUGUCAAAUCAAGAACAGGGCGUAGGCGGGGAAGUAAGUACAGUCCCACCAGGCGCAGGCACAGACACUGGCCUUAGUAGCGGAACAGGAGGUGGCAGAGAAAAGGAGAAGGGCAGACAAGUGAAAGUGAGCCGCUGCAAAGGACGUAAACGAGGCUGCAAGCGUAGAAAAGGUGGCAAGGUUCGAAAAGGGCGCAAGCAAAGAGGAGGCAAGGGUAAAAAAUGGGGUAAGGUUCGAAGAGGGCGCAGAGGCAAAGGUAAAAAGGGGCGCAAGGGUAAAAAAUGGGGUAAGGCUCGAGGAGGCCGCAGAGGCAAAGGUAGAAGAGGGGGCAAGGGUAAAAAAAGUGGAAAACGCAGGGGAGGCUGGGGCAAGAAAAAAGGCGGAUUUAAAGGCUGGGGACUGCAAUGAUACAGGUAAAAUAACCUGUGAAUCUGAGCAGCAGCUGGGACAAAACAAUGCAGUGUCCAUUUUUAAAAAUGUGCUUGUUUCUUUUCCUUCCCAUAGAUUUAAUGACUCCCUCGUACAGCAUUUGAAAUCUUUUAAUGCCUGCGUCUAUACAACACUUUUUUGGCACAGAUACUGAAAAGAUCCAUUUUUUUUAAGCUUUCAAAAGGUUAAGGCUGGCUGUAUUCUUUAUUUUUAGGGAAGCUGGAAAAUAUUUAGAGACGUACUAACACAUUGUUGGUUUUGGUCUUUUGAUGGGAUUUGUUAACAACAAAAAUAUAAAAUGUCACCAGGCUUAUGCUUUGAAAACUCACUGCAGACCAUGAACUGAUCGAUCUUGGUAAGCAGACUUUUUAUUUCAGUAAACAACACACACACACACACACACACACACACACACACACACACACACACACACACACACUAAGCCAUAGUGGUGCUCGUGCCUGCCCAACUACUCCACAGUGAUACAGCCAGUGGGUUUUAAACUGAGGCAAAGAAAGAAAAAAGGAGGAUUAUUGUAAAUUAACCUCUGUAUCUUUAGUAUUUGUAUAAUUGUACUUUGUAAUUCUGUAAAGCGCCAUCACCAUAUCAUCUGAUGUUCUGUUCUUUCUGAUUAAAGCUUCGCUCAGCAUUUAU